Messenger RNA from Umbelopsis ramanniana AG, 1077 nucleotides. RefSeq lists its product as uncharacterized. The record is from RefSeq and is a predicted model, not a curated record. Gene Ontology annotation, molecular function: hydrolase activity, acting on carbon-nitrogen (but not peptide) bonds. NCBI's taxonomy places the organism in Eukaryota, Fungi, Mucoromycota, Umbelopsidomycetes, Umbelopsidales, Umbelopsidaceae. The coding region runs from base 1 to 1077 and encodes 358 amino acids. The transcript has a single exon.
AUGAAUGUCAGCACCAAGAUCGCUUUGACGAAUGUUAGAAUAUUUGAUGGACAGAAGAUACUGAAUCCUACGACUGUUGUCAUCGAUGGUGAUAUCAUUGGAAUCGACCCCACCGAUGCCGUAGAACAGGACUGUGAAGGAGCAAUCUUGCUUCCAGGACUCAUAGAUGCUCACAUUCAUUUGAGUGGCAUCCAGGAUCUAAAAACCAUGAGCGGCUUUGGUAUUACAACCGCACUCGAUAUGGCUACCUGGCCUUUAGAAUUACUGAAUUCUUUGAGAAAUCAAAAGGGCGUGACGGAUAUUCGAAGUGCUGGGUUUGCUGCCAGUGCCUCAGGUAGCACCCAUAGCCGUUUUCUUCCCACUGAAAGUUUGGUCCAAAACACCGAUGAAGCCAAACUAUUCGUAUCUAAACGUGUAGCUGAAGGUUCCGACUAUAUCAAGAUUGUUUGCGAUAUACCUGGCCCAGAGCAAGAUGUUGUAAACACCCUGACUGCAGAAGCUCAUCGCCAUGGCAAGUUGACCAUUGCCCACGCUGCAACAGUUGCUCCUUUCGAAAUGGCUCAGAUUGCCAAGGUUGACAUGAUCACGCACGUACCACUUGACAAUACUCUCCCGAAAGAAUAUGUAGAUCGUAUGGUUACCGACAAGUGCAUUUCCGUUCCAACUUUGACUAUGAUGGAAGGCAUUGCCAAAUCUCGAGGAAUAGGACGGUACGAAAAUUCACGCGAUGCAGUUACCGCUUUGUACAAAGCUGGAGCAAUUAUUCUAGCCGGUACUGAUGCCAAUUCAAAUCCUCGCACACCUUUUAACGUUCGACAUGGUGAAAGUCUGCAUCAUGAGCUGGAGUUGUUGGUCGAAGCUGGGUUAUCAAAUUUAGAUGCCUUGAAGGCUGCCACUUCGUUACCCGCCCAAUACUUUGGUCUUAACGAUCGUGGUGUCAUCGAACCUGGUCGACGAGCAGAUUUGGUACUUAUUGCUGGUGAUCCUCUCCAAGAUAUCCGUGCCACACGCUUGUUGAAGCGGAUAUGGUGUGCUGGUAUCGAAGUCGAACCUAUCAUGCCUGAAAGUAGUGUUUGA